AUGACUGUUCUUUCCAAUCCCAACAACCCCGGUCAAGGGAAGAAAUCCAACAAUGAGACUGCCACCAAUAUCGAACCGGACGAGCUUCAACCAUCCCAUCUUGAACACUAUGGUCCACUAGCACACGUGAAUACUGUGGAGUCCCGACUGCCUGCCUUUGCAGGCGAAUUGCAGCCAGGUCUCUAUCGGACGCCCAAGCUUCGAAAGUUUGCAAAUCCAGCACCCCUAGGUCUCUCUGGCUUUGCCCUGACCACAUUUGUACUGGGGUGUAUCAACAUGGGCACACGGAAUAUUACAGAGCCUAAUAUGGUUGUUGGUGUUGCAUAUGCUUAUGGCGGGCUUGUUCAGCUUCUCGCUGGCAUGUGGGAAAUGGCUGCUGGAAACACAUUUGGCGCUACCGCUCUAUCUUCAUACGGAGGCUUUUGGAUCUCUCUAGGCAUCACUUUUACCCCUGGAUUCCAAAUCAUGUCAGAGCUUAAGAAGGCUGAUAACGGGUCAACCGACAUGUUCUAUGACUCGUAUGGGUUGUAUCUUAUGGGCUGGUUUGUGUUCACAUUUCUGCUCCUCACGUGCACUGUCAAAUCCACUGCGGUGUUCUUUUCCCUUUUCCUUUCUGUAGAUAUAGCGUUCUUGCUACUUGGGAUUGGACACCUCCAUCGCGAUUCUCAGGGAAUGCCUAAUCCGCAAAUCCUCACAGCUGGCGGUUUAUUUGCUCUCAUUGCUGCCUUUUUGGCGUGGUAUUCUGCCUUGGCAGGUAUCGCGGACGACAGCAACAGCUUUUUCAUCAUUCCUGUCUUUCACUUCCCGUGGUCUGAGAAAAGAAGGGCUUCCAGACAGGAAGCUUCUGCUGUUGUUUAG
Penicillium vulpinum is the source of this 858-nucleotide messenger RNA. Its product is annotated as acetate uptake transporter family protein. The record is from RefSeq and is a predicted model, not a curated record. Gene Ontology annotation, cellular component: plasma membrane. The transcript has 3 exons. NCBI's taxonomy places the organism in Eukaryota, Fungi, Ascomycota, Eurotiomycetes, Eurotiales, Aspergillaceae. Gene Ontology annotation, molecular function: acetate transmembrane transporter activity. Bases 1 to 858 code for a protein of 285 amino acids.